Messenger RNA from Nasonia vitripennis (jewel wasp), 3848 nucleotides. It is a transcript of the gene unc-45, whose product is annotated as protein unc-45 homolog B. Gene Ontology annotation, molecular function: Hsp90 protein binding. NCBI's taxonomy places the organism in Eukaryota, Metazoa, Arthropoda, Insecta, Hymenoptera, Pteromalidae. The record is from RefSeq and is a predicted model, not a curated record. Bases 554 to 3394 code for a protein of 946 amino acids. The transcript has 5 exons.
AUACAGACACUAGCUGUAUUUCAUAUCAUAAUAGUAGUAUGCAUUGACAAACAUGAUCAUCUAUUUUUGCAAUGCAAACAUAAACAAGUCCGAGCACUUGCGAAAUAUAUAUGUGUAGACUUGUUCAAAAUACGUCUUUCGAGCACAUUCUCUUGGACAGCCAAUCCUCUAAUCGCGAUUUGGCCUAUAGCGUUUGAACAUAGCAGCGUCACGAUCAUGCGUUGAAGACGCGUCUUCAGCAUUAAAGUGAGCCGGCGUACGACCUAUUUUUAUACAAAGCUGUGCAAGCAGCUAGCAUUUUCCUUGGCAUCAGAUUCCAACGAGGAUUAAAAUAAACUCAAGGAGUCCACGAGCUUCUCGUGGCAUCUAGAACCCCUCAAAAAUCUUUUUAAUGCUGCACAGCCCCGGCCAGAGCUUCAGUACAUGUACAAAUUUUGAAGCAGUAAGAGCACAGUCUCUACGAUAAAUUAUUUUUUGUUCACUAUCUGCAAAACAAAGUGUUCUAUAGAAGUGCAUAUAUCAAUUUUGGUGAAUUUGAUUCUACUAUAUAAGAAUGACGAAAACAGAGUUAACAGCGCAGGAGUGGAAGGAGAAAGGAAAUGAAGAAUUCAAAAAUGGAUUCUUGGACAAAGCAUUGAGUUGUUAUACCAAUGCUUUAAAACUUACAAAAGACGACAACUUUGACAAAGCAGUCUAUUUAAAAAAUAGAGCUGCUGUGUAUUUGAAACAAAAAGAAUACAAAAAAGUAAUCAAGGAUUGUGAUGAGGCAUUGAAAAUUUCUUCAAAUGAUCCAAAAGCAUUGUUUAGGCGGUGCCAAGCAUUAGAGGCUUUGGAGAGGUUUGAAGAAGCUUACAGAGAUGCUCGAGGAGUUAUUACUACUGACCCUAGUAAUAAAGCCAUUCAACCUAUAGCUGCCCGUUUACAUGAAAUUUGUCAAGAACGUCUGAGAGAAAACUCCAAAGUGUCUGCUAAGGUUUCUCAGAUGUUUGAAUUAGCUUUUGACUUUGCUGUUGACAAAGAGAAAAGAGAAUCAGCCAUGAACAAUCUUUUGGUAUUAACAAAAGAGAAGGCAGGAGCUGAUUUGAUGUUCAAACAAGGAAUUGCUACAAAAAUUCAUAAACUUCUAAAAACAGAAAAGAAUGAAGGAAUUAUUGUAGCAGCCAUUCGUAUUUUAGCUGAACUCUGCAAAGACAACAUUGAGCGGACUGAGACAAUGCUUAAAGAAAUUGGUAUACCAUGGUUUUUGGAUAUAAUUAACAGCAGAAAUGAAGAAAGAGUAAAUGCUGGUCAAUAUUGUAUACAGACUGUUCUUAACAGCUACAGUGGAAUGGAUACAAAGCCAGAUACUAAACCUAAUAAAGAAAUGUGUGAAAAGUAUCAGAAGGAAAUUGAUACUAUACUUUCAUGUUUGUUGUACUGCACAACAAAUAGGACUUUUACUGGCCAAGGCAGAGAUGCUGUAAUUGAGCUCAUCAUGAGAAACAUUCAUUAUGAUACCUUGAAUUGGGCUGAGCGGCUAGUGGAACUUCGAGGCUUGCAUAGACUUAUGGAGGUUGCCAGUGAAUUAGAAGAAUACAAAUAUGAAUCUGCAAUGGAUAUCACACCCUCAACUAGAACAGUGACCAGUGUUUGCCUGGCCAGAAUUUAUGAAAACAUGUAUUAUGAUGCUGCCAAGGAAAGGUAUGCAGCAGCAAUAGAUGAAUAUAUAAAAGACAAGUUAAUUUCACCUGAUAUUGAGUCAAAGGUACGAGUAAUCGUGGCAAUCACCACGUUACUACUUGGACCUCUAGAUGUAGGAAACAGUGUUGUAGCCAAAGAUGGAAUCUUACAAAUGAUCCUUGUCAUGGCUGGUACCGACGAUGUUCUUCAGCAGAAAGUUGCAUGCGAAUGUAUCAUUGCUGCAGCAUCGAAAAAGGAUAAAGCAAACAGCAUUAUUAACCAAGGAGUGAAUAUUUUAAAGAAGUUGUAUCAGUCAAAAGACGAUUCUAUUCGUGUCCGUGCUUUGGUGGGGCUUUGCAAGCUGAGCAGUUCUGGUGGAACUGAUGCAUCUAUCCGACCAUUCGCUGAUGGAGCUUCAUUAAAGCUUGCAGAAGCCUGCAGAAGAUUCUUGAUUAAUCCUAAAAAGGACAAGGACAUGAGAAAAUGGGCAGUUGAAGGACUUUCUUAUUUGACAUUUGAUGCAGAAGUCAAGGAAAAAUUGAUUGAGGACAAAGAAGCUAUUCAAGCAAUGAUUGAAUUAGCUAAAACUGGAGAUAAAUCUGUAGUUUAUGGAGUGGUCACUACUCUUGUUAAUCUUUGUAACGCUUAUGAUAAGCAAGAAAUUAUCCCGGAAAUGCUUGAAUUAGCUAAAUUCGCGAAGCAUCACAUACCUGAAGAAUCUGAACUGGAUGACCCAGAUUUUGUCACUAAGAGAUUAAUUAGCUUAGCAAAGGCAGGAGUCACAAGUGCAUUGGUUGCGCUUUCAAAAACUGAUAGCCAGAAUAGCAAAGAAUUGAUAUCUCGUGUGUUUAACGCUAUUUGUAGUCAAGUUGAUGUACGGGGUAUCGUCGUUCAACAGGGAGGAGCAAAGGCUCUUUUACCAUUAGCACUCGACGGUACUGAUAAGGGCAAAAAGCAAGCUUCACAGGCUCUCGCACGUUUAGGAAUUACGAUUAAUCCAGAGGUAGCCUUCCCAGGUCAGAGGAUCUAUGAAGUCAUAAGACCAUUGAUCAACCUAUUAAAUCCAGAAUGCAAUGCAUUAGAAAAUUUUGAAGCAUUAAUGGCCUUGUGCAAUUUGGCGGGUGUUAACGACAACGUGCGAAAGAGAAUUUUGAAAGAAGGAGGCUUCCAGAAAAUUGAAGUGUACAUGUAUGAGGAUCAUGAUAUGUUGAGAAGGGCUUCCACACAAGUUGUAAAUAAUCUCAUGAUGUGUGAAGAUACAAUCAAAUUCUACGAGGGCGAUAAUGACAGAACGAAAUAUUUAGUCAUCUUGUGUUCAGAGGAAGAUCUCGACACUAGUUUGGCGGCAGCUGGUGCUCUGGCAAUGUUGACUUCGGUUAGUAAAGCUGCCUGUUACAAGAUAUUUGAUUCCGCAAAUUGGCUAGACUCUCUAAAGUACCUGUUAGCUAAUCCAAAUCAAGAUUUGCAGCAUAGAGGAGUUGUGAUUCUUCAUAAUAUGAUGAACAGUACAAAGGAAGUUGCUACCAAGCUCAUCAUAACAGAUCUUAUGGAAGUGUUAAUGGCGCUAACUAAAAGCGAAUUAGUCCAUAAUCAAAAAGUUAAAAAGCUGGCUGCUGAUGCUUUGGAAGCAGCACAUAAGUGGAAAUUAGUUGAAAAGGUCGAAGAUACGUCUACCUCGACGACUACGACAACUACUACACCCGCGCCAACUAAUGUUCUUGAGAAUGUAGAAUAAGUUGAAAUAUUCAUGAAGUGCACCAACAUUGUAAAUAUUAAGGGCAGCAAAUCAUGUACAUUUUAAAAAUGUUUUUAUUUUUUGAGAAAAUUUAUUUUCAAACUCUCUGUUCAUAAACUUACGAUCCAAUAUUAAGAAAUCAAAAUAUUGAUUUAUACUUAAAAAUUAUUACACUUCCUUGAUUAAUAAAGGAAAAAAUUGUAUUGAAUAAUGUGCCUUAAAACUUGUAGAAAAGACUGUUUGCAUUUAGAUUUCUUUAGUAAUAUUUGCAUACUUUUAUUUAUGGUAUUUGUACUUACUAAAAUAAUCAAUAUUUACAAUGUUACAGCUAUCUAACGUCAACAUUAAACAUGUAAUUUAUUUUACAAAUAUACACGUACUAAUAAGAUUUUAUAAAAUAUGUAUAACUUGUUAUUUAUUUUUUAAUAAUAAAGUUAUAUAAAAAUUUAACUUA